Epinephelus lanceolatus (giant grouper) is the source of this 7179-nucleotide messenger RNA. RefSeq names its product Ras association (RalGDS/AF-6) and pleckstrin homology domains 1a (gene raph1a). The record is from RefSeq and is a predicted model, not a curated record. Gene Ontology annotation, cellular component: plasma membrane; cytosol. NCBI's taxonomy places the organism in Eukaryota, Metazoa, Chordata, Actinopteri, Perciformes, Serranidae. Gene Ontology annotation, biological process: signal transduction.
AGUGGCAGCAGGGGAAAUCAGGGAAAUCUGGGAUAUCUGGGAAAGGGGAGUCGGUGAAAACCGGGACUAAACCGGGCCAAAUCCCGCCGAAGCCUCGGCCGUGUCUCCGCGGGUCUCUGACCGGACUCUUCUCCUCUGUGUCCCCGGAGCUGCUGCGGCUUUUCUCCCAGGAUUCACCCCGGAUCCGCACAGCUGAUUGAAUCCCUCCUCUGCGUCGUGUGUGUGUGAGCUGGACUGAGCGCUGUGAGCAGACCAAAGAUGGACCAGGUGUCAGACGAGGAGGUGGAGGUCAGGGAGGAAGAGGAGGAGGAAGAGGAGGACAGUGAUAAGGAGGACCAGGACCUGGAUAAGAUGUUUGGAGCGUGGCUGGGAGAGCUGGACAAACUCACACAGGUACACAAAAGUCUGGAUGACGGUCGCCCCGAGCAACCCCCCCAACAGAAAGCUCCCCUCAGACAAGAGACCAACAUAGCCAACUUCUCCUACAGAUUCUCCAUCUACAACAUCAACGAGGCGCUGAAUCAGGGGGAGAACGUGGACCUGGACGCUCUCAUGGCAGAUCUCUGCUCCAUCGAACAGGAACUCAGCACCAUCAACACCAAACCAAACAGUAUGGGUGGCAUGGCUCGCCUGGGCCUGACUGACACCAAGGUCCGUCAGAAGCCUCCAGCAGGGCGCAGCAGCAGGCAGCAGCCAGCAGGAAGCAGCAGUGGUGGCGGUGGCGGUAGCAGCAGUAACAGUGUUAGCGGGGGAGGAGGCAGCAGCGGGGCGAGCAGCAGCAGCAGCAGCACCAGAGCGUCACCUGCUGGCACUAUCAGAGCUCCUACCGGGCAUCAUGGGAGACCGGCGUUGGCUUCUAACUUCAGUCUUGAUGACAUCACUGCCCAGCUGGAGAAGGCGUCUCUCAGUAUGGAUGAAGCUGCUCGUCAGACCUCCUCCCACUCCCUCAGCUCCGCCACCUCCUACACGUCAGCCACAAUGCGACGGCCCGGAUCAUCUCAGCGCCAACACCGACGCACAGGAUCAGUCGGCACGGUCAGCGAACAUGAGGCUCGUUCGAUCGUUCACUCCUCACGCUCCUCCAUCACCUCAGCAUCUGAGGUUUCUGUUAACUCCGCCUCCUCCAUGGACUCGUUGGACAGCGUUCUUCGCUCCAAUGAAUCAGACGGACAGCUGCCUUCAGUCAUGCCGUCAGCUGAAGGAGCCAGUCAAGGUCAUCACAACACAGAGCACUCCUAUCUGGACAGGGAAACCUCUCUGAUUCUGAGAAACAUAGCAGGGAAACCUUCCCACCUGCUGACCAAGGAGGAGCAGGCCGCCAAGAUGAAGGCGGAGAACAUCCGAGUGGCCCUGGAGAAGAUCAAGGAGGCCCAGGUUAAAAAGUUGGUGAUUCGAGUUCAUUUGUCAGACGAGAGUUCAAAGACGAUGAUGGUGGACGAGAGACAGACAGUCAGACAGGUUUUGGACAGUUUACUGGAGAAGUCUCACUGUGGCUACAGUCCAGACUGGUCACUGGUGGAAACCAUCAGCGAGCUGCAAAUGGAGCGGAUCUUCGAGGAUCAUGAGAACCUGGUGGAGAACCUGCUGAACUGGACCAGAGACAGCCAGAACCGCCUGAUGUUUACCGAACGCAUCGAGAAGUAUGCUGUGUUCAAAAACCCCCAGAACUAUUUGUUGGGGCGGAAGGAGACAUGUGAGAUGGCUGAAAGAAACAAAGAGGCUCUGUUAGAGGAGUGUUUCGGUGGCAGCUCAGUGUCCGUCCCAGAGAUGGAGGGAGUGCUGUGGCUGAAAGAGGACGGGAAGAAGUCGUGGAAGAAACGCUACUUCCUGCUGAGGGCUUCUGGCAUCUACUAUGUUCCCAAGGGCAAGGCCAAGGCAUCCAGAGACCUGGUGUGUUUCCUUCAGUUGGAUCACGUCAACGUCUACCACGGCCAGGACUACAAGAGCAAGUACAAGGCUCCUACUGACUACUGCAUGGUGCUGAAGCACCCUCAGAUCCAGAAGAAGUCUCAGUACAUCAAGUACCUCUGCUGUGAUGAUGUCAGAACCCUCCAACAAUGGAUCAACAGUAUUCGAAUCGCCAAGUACGGGAAGCAGCUGUACAUCAACUUCCAGGAGGCGAUGAGGAGGACGGAGGCGGCCUACGAUUGGUCCUCCCUCUCUUCUUCCUCCAUCAAGUCAGGAUCCAGCUCCUCCAGCCUUCCAGAGUCCCAGUCCAACCACUCAAGCCAGUCGGACAGUGGUGUGUCAGAGAUGACAUCAUCAGGCCACACCCGCUCCCAGAGUGUGGUCAGCUCCAUCUUCUCUGACGCCUGGAGGAGAGGAACACAAGGAGAGAUGAUGAGGAUCGACCCUAUCAGUAGGCCCAUGCCGGUCCAGAUUCUCUCCCCCCAACCCCCGACCCGGACCAGCUACACCGACGGCCUCGUCCAAUCUGAAGACUCCUCCCCGUCACCGCCCUCGCCUCCUCCACCUCCGCCUCCUCCCGCCAUCCAAAGUGUGGCCCAUCAGCAAGCGCCAACCCCUUCCUACGUGAAGUACAGCACGCUGGCUCGCCUGCAGGGUCAGAACCAGUCCUGGGCCCAGCAGGCAGGAGGCGGACCACCUGCCCCUCCAGUCCAGUCUGCAAAAUCCAACUACAACACCCUCCCAGCUACCUACAGCACCUCCUCUCAGCUACCACCAUCUCCUCCCCCUCCUCCUCCACCCACGGUGCCAGCUCCUGGCUCAGCCAUGGCUGCACUGAAAUAUGCUCCAUCAAGCCCCUCUGCUCUCCCACCACCACCCCCACCUGAGGAGGACAUGCAGGAGCCAUCUUACCUCCCGCCUCCUCCACCAGAGAGCCUGGAGGCCAAUGGGUUACCUCCACCUCCCCCUCCGGAGCCCAUCCCCAACGCCAGCAAUCACUUAUCCAACACCGGCCUCCAGCAGUUCCUGGCACAGAAGUUUCCCAACAUGGUGUACGACUUCACGCCAGAGAUGAGUGAGGAUACUUCUCCUCCUCCUCCACCUCCGGCUGAGCUCUCACCUCCAACCUCCCUGCAAGUUCUCCGGCCUGUGUCCCCUAAUGCGCCCCCUCCUGCACCUCCCAAAACCUUCACUGGUGGUUUUCCCCCUCAAACUGCUCCCAAACCCUCGGGUCCUUCUUCCCUUCCCAUCGCCCUCUCACCUGUGUCGCCAUCGCAGCCCUUCAGCGGCCACGGCCCGGUGAAAAAGCAACAAAGCUUCUCCACAGGACACUCUCCAAAUCAGCCUCCUCCCACUCUGCCAAAGCAGCACAGCCUCUCCUCCAAAAACCUCGCCAUCUCUCCCUCCUCCUCUUCCUCAGUCUCCAUCGCGGCCGCUACCUCCUCGUUGGUCAAACAGAUUGUCAAUCAGUUCCCAGGAAAUGCUGCCCCCGCCUCUCUGCCCGCCUCUAACUCCAUGGAAGGAUCGAAGUUCAGUGCUCCUCAGUCUCCUCCGGCGGUCAAGGCCAAACCAAAAUGGCAGCCAGGAGGCGUUGUGGCUGCGCAGUCCCCAGAGUUCCCUCCACCUCCUCCUGACAGUUCCGUGGGAGAUUUCCCUCCUCCACCCUCCUCCAAGACGGGCUCCCCCAUAAAGAAGUCGCCUUCCGCCUCAUCCACAGGAUCCAUGAAGCGUGGGCCUCCACCGGCCCCACAGAGAGCCUCCUCCAUCCGGUCCAGCUCAGGCGAGACCCAGGACGAGAGGCCGAAGAAGGUGGAGAGCCUGGUCAGCAAAUUUGGCCAAGCUCCUCAGACGGGUACCUCAUCCAGCUCCUCGUCAGCGACUGGGUCUCCUUCGAAAGAUUCCUCCACGCUUCCUGCUCCACUUCCGAAGCCGGGGAAGCUGAACUUGGCGAACCUGCCGUUGGCUCUCCAGGGGCUGCAGACGGGCCAGCACCAUCAGCCCGUUGAGUUCCCGUCCCCUCCUCCCCCACCUCCCCCCUCCCAGCCGACUCACCUUGACUCGCCUGACUACUUCCCACCUCCCCCCAGUGACUUUGAGCUUUUCCCUCCUCCUCCCCACCCAUCAGAGUUCCAUCACCCUCCAAAGGUUGCCGUGGUGAACCCCCAGCCUCAGAUGCAGCCGCCUCAACAGUCGGCAACACCCUCCUUGUCGUCCUCGUCAUGGAAACAAGGUUCACUGAAAAAGGGGGCGGUCCUUCCUCCGACACUGAACCGGCGGACCAGCAACACCACCCCAUAUGACAACACAACUUCAAUGCCCCUGUCGCCACCUCCUCUGUCUCAGACCCCACCUCCCUCCCUGGUCUCUUACUCCUCCUCCUCUCCUGUCCCCCCCACCUCUCCGAAAUCACCGGGGCCGAGCUCCCUGGCGCUAAAGCCCCACUUUCUGGAAGACCUCAACCGCACCCUUAAGAGGAAGUCGGUGUCUCGCCACGGCUCCCUCACCUCCUCCCACCUCAUCUCCUCCUCUAAGAUGGAGCCUGUGGGCACCAUGGACGACAUGGCGCUCCUCCCGCCCCCGCCCCCUGAGCUCCUGCAGCAGCAGCAGCAGGGUGUCCGCGGACACUCCCACACUUUGUCCCGCCACCACACGCACUCCCACUCCACCAAACAUGCCAACAUCUCAGGCUAUGCAACGCUGCGGCGAGGCCCACCUCCCGCUCCGCCGAAACGGGACCAAAGCACCAAACUAUCCAGUGACUGGUAGGAGCGAGGACGCCGGCUGGAGCCUAAAGAACUGAACUGACUGUUUAGGUCUCACGCAGAGAAGAAAUAAUCAGUGUCUGUCUUGACUUGUCCGUCUCUCCUCAUCCGAAACCAUCCACCCUUGGAUUCCGAGCAAGUAGCAAGUCGUCUUUCCUACUCUUAAUCUCAGAUUAUGAUUGUUCCUAUUAUCCUCAUUAUUACUAUCAUUACCAAUACAUGUUUAACCCAAUGACAUGAGUAAAAAUAUAUAUAUGUAUAUAUAUAUCUGUAUACAAGCAAGCCAGAAAAUCACCUAUCAAGCUUUUUUCACAAUGUCUGUGCAGCUUUGCAUUGAAAUAUACAAAAGACAAGACUUGAACGACAACAGCAACAGAGACGGUUUGCUGCACAAUAACUGGUACUGCAUGGAGCUGCGGCAACGGAAGGAACGUUACUGAUGAAGGGAACGAUAAUGGAAGGAAUGAGAGGAGCGAAAGUGGGAUGAUGUGUAUAGAAGUGUAUGUUGUGAACUGGGGGAGGGGGGUGGGGGGUUGCAUUGCCAUUUAAUUCAAACUUUUUGUGUGUGUUUUUAUAUAAGAUUAUUUAAUACUGGAAAGAUAUUAUUAUAAUUAUUUUAAGUUUUGAACAAGUGUCUGAAGAGUUUGACUGAACGUGGGUGUGAACUCUCAGAGUAUGUCAGAAGUGUUGAUCUGAAACUAGCGCACAGCUGGUUCCACUGAGUCGGAUCAUGUCAUCCAAUCAUAGUUCGAUAAAUUAAGAGCGCCAUGGCUGAUUGGUUUACGACUCCCACAGGAUAAUACUUCAGAACCAGUAAGGCUGGGCUCAGAUUACAGGGGUUUGAAAAUUAGGGAUGAGCAAGAGCACCAUUAUCUCUAUCUGUAUCUGUGUCUGUUCAACCAACUCAUGAUCGGUGUCUGUAUUUGUACUCAGAAUGGGCGCCGUUUAUACCAAAAGUGGGUGUGGCUCCAAUGAAAAGUGGGUGGGGCCUAAGAUGAAGUUGUUAUUGUACACAGCAACUUUUAUAUAUUUGUUACAGCUACCGAAAUUAGGAUUUUCCCUUGUCAUCAGUAUGAAUACUGACACUUUUACUUGUGUAAUACUUGUAUCAUCAUCUGCCACCACGUUUAGAUUUUGUUUUUAGAGCCACUGGGAGUAACCUGGGGUUCAGUAUCUUGCCCAAGGAUAAUUUGACACACAGGGGAUCGUUAAACGUUUUCCCACACUCACAAACAGCUGCUCGUCUCAUCCAUCACUCUGAUCAGCCAUGACUGGAUGGACUCCACAAACUGCUGCUGAAGGAAAAUGUUAUAUCACUUUACUCACGUCUUCCCUUCCUUCUGCAAAGUUAGAUGUCAUGGAGGCCACCGGGAUAAAACCUGUAGGGGUGCGAUUCACUAGAGGCCCCCCAGUAUCAUAUUAUCAUAACACACAAAUUAAAGAAAAAACUGUGUCAGUGUCUGUUAUAUUUAAGGAGAUAAAGUUUUCAGUCUGGUCAUCUCGCUUUAAUCAUUUUUAUUGCAACAAAUUUUAUUAUUGUAGUGAGCUACCAAAAGUCUAAUCUGUAUUUUCAAUAUUAAUAACUAAUAAUGAAUCUUUACAUCUGUGUUUUGAUACAGUGUUGACACGCAAAAUAUUGCAAUACUAUGCUGUAUCAAUUUUUUUCUCCAGCGCCUGAUAAUUUGCCCACGUUCACCGCCUUUCUCUGGUCUCAGUCGACCAAAUCAUCCAUCCACAUUAACACGACCAGAACAAGCAGAACCUCCUUUAAUCUGAGCUCAGCCUGAACCAGUCGGUCAGUCAGCGACACCAAACCAAACUCACUCUGGUGACAGAUCCUGUUCUACAAACUCAUCAGUCUGUGAGUGUGAUAGAUAUGAAAUCAUGCAGCUAAUCUGUCUGACAGAAGGUGAUCAUCAGUUUACGAGUUAAUAAAGUCAGUCAUUCAUCUGAGCGGCUGCUCGUCACUCUGCUGGUUGGUUAUUAAAGGUGUGUGUGUCCACUUUAAGCGUCAGAGAUGCCCUGGGAACAAGUGCCUGAAAAACAAAAUGCUUAAACUGCUCACAGGUGUGUGGUGACAUCAUACCGCGCAGACAGACACCCUCGACUUCUGUGAUGUCAUCAGCUUCCUGACAUUAUGAAGCCUGGAGUUUACCGUUCACACACUGCCAUCUAUGGAGACAGAGAGUCUGAGGAAGCUCUGAGGAGCUGGUGUUGGACAACAAGCAGACACCAACAUGGUGCUACUACAGCACCACCCAGUGGUGGUUUGACAGAACUACUGUGACAGACAGCAGUGCCUGGUGCCCAGAGGACUGAGGGAGUCACAUGUCAAGCUCUCAUGAUCUCCCAUAUCCAGCUGUAAUUCUUUGUUUCUUACUCGGGGUAGUUUCUGUGUGUUGCCUCUGUUUCUGCUCCUGUAAACAAGCACUUUGUUUGUUGCUGUAAUUUCAAACUCCGCACUCCGCUACUGUGAUCAGUGUUUCAAUGAAUGAGUGACAAAUACAAA